AUGGUGUCUUCGACGGCGCUAACGACGAAGGUGACUUCGGGGUCACCCUACCAGUUGGAGAAGACUCAGGUCUCCCGCGCCUCCACCGCCCUCCUCAAACACAUCAAGACCAAACAAGACGAGAAAGAGAAAACCGCCACGAAGAAGACCCUUAUCGGUGACAACGACGACAGCGACGCGGAAGAAGGCUCCCCUCUGCACAACGAAGCGAUCUGGCUCGUUCUCACAACGAAGAAGCACAUCGUGGACAAGAACCGCCUGAAGCCAGGCAAGAUCCCGAUUCCGCACAGCCUGAACGCCUCCCCGUCUCUCAGCAUCUGCCUGAUCACCGCGGACCCUCAGCGCAGCGUGAAGAACAUCGUCACGGACCCGUCGUUCCCUGCGCACUUGUCGUCCCGCAUCGAGCGGGUCAUCGGAUACUCGAAGCUGAAGGACCGGUACAAGAGCUUCGAGAGCCGGAGACAGCUCCUCGCUGAACACGAUGUGUUUCUGGCUGAUGAUCGGAUUAUCAUGCGGUUGGUGAAUACGCUCGGCAAGGUGUUCUAUAAGAGUAGUAAGAGGCCGAUUCCGGUGCGGAUUGCGGAGAUUGAGAAGGUGGAUGGAAAGAAGGUGAAGAAGGAUCCGAAGGUUAGGAAUGCCAGGAAGGUGGAGGGUGAAGGUGAUAAGGAAAGUGCGUUUGCGACGCCGGCGAUUGUGGCCAAGGAGAUUGAGAAGGCGUUGAACUGUGCGCCGGUGCAUUUGGCGCCCGCUACGACGGCCGCUAUUCGUGUUGGGUCGAGCAAGUUCUCGGCGCAGCAGGUUGCGGAGAAUGUGGAGGCUGUUGUGAAGGGGUUGACGGAUAAGUUCGUGACGAAGGGGUGGAGGAAUAUCAAGGCGUUGCACAUUAAGGGCGCGAAUACGAUGGCGAUGCCGAUUUGGUUGGCGAGUGAGUUGUGGGUUGAGGACGGGGAUGUCGUUGAGGAGGAGGAGACGACUGCUGUUGAGGCGGGUAAGAAGCGCAAGCAGAUUGGCGAUGCUGAUGAGGAGAAGUUGAUUGAGGAGGCGCCGAAGAAGAGCAAGAAGCCUAAGGCGAAGGCCGCUCAGGAUGAUGAGGAGACGCUGUCACUGGCUGCUAGGAAAGAGAAGCUUCAGAAGCAGAAGGCUAAGGCGUUGGAGGAUGGUGCCGUUGCGGUUCCGGUGUCGGCGACUGGUGCUGGCAAGAAGAAGAGAAAGUCGACUUCUUGA
Messenger RNA from Aspergillus niger, 1224 nucleotides. RefSeq lists its product as uncharacterized. Bases 1 to 1224 code for a protein of 407 amino acids. The record is from RefSeq and is a predicted model, not a curated record. The transcript is spliced from 2 exons. Lineage: Eukaryota; Fungi; Ascomycota; Eurotiomycetes; Eurotiales; Aspergillaceae.